Molecule: messenger RNA, 624 nt
Organism: Helianthus annuus (common sunflower)
Lineage: Eukaryota; Viridiplantae; Streptophyta; Magnoliopsida; Asterales; Asteraceae
Product: CST complex subunit STN1
Exons: 1
Coding region: 114-611 (165 amino acids)
Biological process (GO): nucleotide-excision repair; double-strand break repair via homologous recombination; DNA replication
Cellular component (GO): site of double-strand break; chromosome, telomeric region; DNA replication factor A complex
Molecular function (GO): nucleic acid binding
Source: RefSeq, a predicted model, not a curated record
UGUGAUUAAUUUUCAGAUGUUCAAAAACCCAACCUUUUCAAACAAAUCAUACCCCAACCCUUUCCACCGUGUACGGCGGCGCUAUUUUCCGGCCACCACACCCCCACCCUCCAAUGCAAUCCCUACACGACACCCACGUAAAACUCCUAGCAUUCGACUUCUUAUCCCUAACCCCAUCACCAUCCCACCCAAACACCGUCAUCCACAAAGGCACCCACCUCCUCUCCCGCGCCGAAACCCUCGGUAUCAUCACUUUCCGGGAACACAAACCCGACAGAUUCCUCAAAUUCACCGUCGACGAUGGCACCGGAUGCAUCCCAUGUGUUCUCUGGCUCAACCAACUCACUUCCCCCUAUUUCUCUCGCAGAUGCCCACCAGAUGUUCGACGAAUUGCCGAAGUGGCUAAAAGUUUUGCAACCCUGAUUCAAAUUGGGGUUUCGGCUCGGGUGCGAGGGAAGGUUGGUGUUUAUAGAGGGAAUGUGCAGCUUACUGUUUCGGAUGUGGUUGUUGAGAGGGAUCCGAAUGCGGAGAUUGUUCAUUGGUUGGAGUGUGUUAGAUUGGCUAAGAAGUGUUAUGGUUGUUUGAAUGUGAAUGUUAAUGAUAGUGGUUGAGUAGAUUUGGUUG